Molecule: messenger RNA, 2259 nt
Organism: Drosophila obscura
Lineage: Eukaryota; Metazoa; Arthropoda; Insecta; Diptera; Drosophilidae
Exons: 1
Coding region: 333-1853 (506 amino acids)
Source: RefSeq, a predicted model, not a curated record
UACUAAGUUUUUAGCAGAAAAAAUAGCUUCUUUAUUUUCGGAAAACAUACCAAAUAUCUGGAUUUUAGGUAUAAAAUAUGAUUUUGGAAAACAAAAAUAGAAAAACAUAGCUAAAUAUGCAUGUUAAAUAACAGAAACUAAUAGAAAAUUGUAUAUGUUAUUAUCGAUCGAACCUUAAAUAUAGCCAGAAUUAGUACAAAAGAGCUAAAAUGGCAACACUUCUUCGAUAGCGAAAUGAAGGAACGAUAUCAAUCGAAAACAGCGCUACAAUAAACGUAACGGAAGAUGAAGGAUAUUCUUUCAUAGUGUAUAAUUAAGUAAUAUUUUAAAAUAUGGAUCAAAUAUCACCAUCGCCUGGUCGGGCUGUAACAGCAUACGCAUCUCAGCUUCUAUCCGAAUCACAAGUAGAACUCCGCAGAUCGCAACGAUUGAUGGAAAAGGAAAGCCGCUUGACAACAAAAGCAGGAUUUUUAAGAAAAGCUGGUUCCCCGCAACUGUUCGAGGAAACAGAUGAGGAAUGGAGUCAACCGCUUUGUCAGCAGAAGCCGCUGCCUCAAAUUGUGCACCAGGAACAACGAGUGGCCGUCAAAAGGCGAUUGAGUUCCAUGUUUGUGAAGGAGGCUGUUCCCCUAAAGCGUCGUAAGCGUCGCCGACCAUCGUCACAAGGGACAAGGAAAAAGCCCCAGAAAAGCAUCAGCCUCUACCAUGAACUACAGAGGAGCCAAUCAGAAGUGGUGAAGUCAGCUUCACAAUAUGAGCUAAGAGACCAUCCCGAGCAGCGUCCUGCCACUUCAGAGCAAAGCUCACUCCAGCUGUUUGAAGAAAUAGAUGCAGAGUGUAGCCAGCUACAUUCCACUCAAGUUGAGCACUUAAAGCCUCCAAUUCGAUCUUUGUAUUCUUCGAUUUACAACGAGGACGACAUCUCUUUAAAGCAGCUGAAGGCCCAGACUCCAACUCAAGGCAAGACAGAACAUCUUUAUCUUUUUAAACAAGAUCAGGGUCCUUGCGCUUCACAGCGUUUUGGAGAAACAGUUGAAGAACAACCUAGAGCUGGAUCUGAACUACCAAUGAAUUGUACUCAUGUGGAGCAGGAUGUUCCCAUAAAGGGACGUAAGGGUCCACCACAAGCCAGAAGCCAGCAACCAGAAGUGAUGCAGGAACAGUGUCCCUCCACUGCAUCACCUAUUGAAGAUAGUCAACUGCAUCUACUGGGAAGAGCAUACAAGGAUUAUAGUCAACGAGCAACGAUUUGCGAGCAACAGGAAGACAAUUCCAAUGUUCCACAAAAAGUUCUUCCUUUAAAGCCGUCUAAGGGGGGAUCCUCAACCCAAGGCAAAAAUAAGAAAUCAUCCACAUUUGAACGAUACGAGUCAGCGCAUCACAAGCAGUCUCGCUCGAAGCUGCCGCCCAAGUAUCCAGCACAUUUUUUACACCAGCUGCCCCCUCUGGGAGCUGGAGACAGGAGCUACAUGCACAUGCGACCCAGAGCGGCUCCAGCUGUCCAGCUGCGUGAAAUGUGCCCCACACCAGAGCUCACUCCCGUGGCAGGGCCGCAGAAAGCAACCGUCCCCGAGCGCUCACUCUCGCCACCCAAUCCUGGCUCGGAGAGCUCUGGCACGGUCUCAUUGAGCGACUCUAUUGGCGAGAUAUUUGGCACCAAGAACAUCAGCUGCAUUCUGAACGUCGAGAGCCCGCGUCAGUAUAUACUCAUCGAGGAUCACCUGCCGGCCAUGGCCAUGAUGUUGAAUGUCGAGUUGGUGCGCCUUCGGGCAGUCCUCGACCUGACACAGCGCCUCACGCACGAGCAGAUACUGAAUUGGCCACUGAAACUGGAGAAGCCAACCAAAGAUUGAUUUUUACUUUAUUUUCAAAUGUUUAGUUUUUCGAUAAUUCUGCUUUUGUGGAGGCACAGGAGUGGGGACAGGACAGGAAAGGUCCAAGUCAGCAAUGGAGAGAGCGCCAUUGGGCCACAAAGAAGUAUCGGGAAGCUUAUAUAGCAAUUUCUUUCUGUAUUCUUUUAAUUGGUAUUUAAUAUGUAUAGUUUUUCUGUUUGUUUUUCCUUUUUUUUUUUUUUUUAUGUUAUGUUAUUUUGCCUUAGACUUUCAGAGUGCACAAUUUUGUUUAAACCUUUUACGUUUGUUUUGUUUUGUUUGUUGUAUAUUUUAAAUUACUAAUUCUAAACGUUAUCUAGACUUUAAUAUACUUCAAUAAUUGGUUUGCCUUCCCAUUCUUCUACUUCUACGACAAUCGGCAGCAGCA